AUGUCCGCCUUCAAACGAGCGAAGUUGGACGACUUGCCAUCGGAACAAAUAAUUGGAACGCACUCGGGGACAUUUCAAGCCGACGAAGCGAUGGGGGUAUUUAUGCUACGCCAAGUUUCGAAGUACAGGAACAGUAAAGUGGUCCGAUCCCGUGAUUUGGAGGUGCUCGACAAACUGGAUAUCGUGAUCGACGUUGGCGGUAUUUACGAUCAUACUAAACUACGGUACGAUCACCACCAACGAAACUACGAUGAGCGAUUUGAUGCAGGUAAGGAAGGGACGGCAGCGCGCUGCACCAAGUUGUCUGCUUCUGGAUUGGUCUACCGGCACUACGGCAAGCAAGUGCUCAAGGCAUACUACCCGGAUCUUUCGGACGAUUAUUUGCAACUAGCGUACGACAAGCUAUACAAUUCUCUUUUAGAAGCCCUAGAUGCCAUUGAUACCGGGGUAGAAAUGGCUCCUGACGGAACAGAGUUAGUGUACAAGGACACCACUGGACUUGCCAGUCGUGUCGGUCGAUUGAAUCCGCGUUGGAAUGAAGUCGACGAGAGCGGGAACACUCCCAACCACGACGAGCGAUUUGAAAAGGCGGUCGACAUUUGCGGCCAAGACUUUCUUUCGGUCAUGACUGUGAUCGUCGAAAGUGAUAUUCCUGCUCGUGAUUUUGUGGAACGUGCUUUACUGAAGCGACACGAAACGGAUCCAUCGGGAGAGAUUCUCUGCCUUGAAUCUGGUGGCCUCCCCUGGCGCAAUCAUCUAUACGAGCUCGAGAAAAUCCAUGCCGUAGAGCCCAUUGUCAAAUUUGUUCUAUACACGGAUGUUUCGGGUAUGUGGCGGGUACAGGCAGUUACCGUACAAGGUAAAGCGUUCGAAAACCGCCUGAGUCUGCCUGCAGAAUGGAGAGGUGUCCGCGAUCAAGACCUUGAGUCCGUGACCAAAAUUUCGGGAUCGCGUUUUGUCCACGCUGCAGGCUUUAUCGGCGGAGCAGAAACUUACGAGGGAGUGCUGAAAAUGGCGCAGGUUGCUUUGACUCGCCAGAAAAAGACUAGCGGAUAG
Phaeodactylum tricornutum CCAP 1055/1 is the source of this 1056-nucleotide messenger RNA. RefSeq lists its product with no specific name. NCBI's taxonomy places the organism in Eukaryota, Bacillariophyta, Bacillariophyceae, Surirellales, Neidiaceae. Gene Ontology annotation, cellular component: nucleus; cytoplasm. The coding region runs from base 1 to 1056 and encodes 351 amino acids. The record is from RefSeq and is a predicted model, not a curated record. The transcript has a single exon.